AUGGACAAUAACGUGGCCGCCGCUGCCGCCCCUGCAGUCGACGAGCCUCACACCGAGAGCCAGCAUCCUGAAGCUACCGCCGAAGCCCACUACAACGAGGUGGUGGCCAAGCUCCGAGCCCUGGCCCCCGGCAUCGCAGCCAAGCUCGAGCAAGUCCGCAAGGCCAUGCAGGAGCUCGAGACUCUCCAGCAGCAACUCGGAGAGCUUCAGCGAGGUUUCACCGGUGGCCUGUACCGAACUGCUCAAGACGAGCAGAUGGAUGAGCUGGAAGUUCAAAUCCAGGAUAUGGCGAACCGCCUUGAGGCUGAGCAGAUGGAGUUCGAGGAUAUGGAGGUUGAACACACGGCGCUGCUUCGUUUGCUUCCUGAUGGGCCUCUUCCGGAGCUGGAGUAG
This is a messenger RNA of Penicillium cinerascens, 393 nucleotides long. RefSeq lists its product as uncharacterized. Gene Ontology annotation, molecular function: nucleotide binding. The transcript has 2 exons. NCBI's taxonomy places the organism in Eukaryota, Fungi, Ascomycota, Eurotiomycetes, Eurotiales, Aspergillaceae. The record is from RefSeq and is a predicted model, not a curated record. The coding region runs from base 1 to 393 and encodes 130 amino acids.